Messenger RNA from Zophobas morio, 2791 nucleotides. Its product is annotated as WD repeat-containing protein 3-like. The transcript has 22 exons. Gene Ontology annotation, cellular component: Pwp2p-containing subcomplex of 90S preribosome; small-subunit processome. The coding region runs from base 336 to 2768 and encodes 810 amino acids. Gene Ontology annotation, biological process: maturation of SSU-rRNA. NCBI's taxonomy places the organism in Eukaryota, Metazoa, Arthropoda, Insecta, Coleoptera, Tenebrionidae. Gene Ontology annotation, molecular function: snoRNA binding; protein binding. The record is from RefSeq and is a predicted model, not a curated record.
GCCAGAAAGCGUAUCUUCGUUAUGAGUUUGCCGACUCUUUUGGAGUUAUUGCGAGUAGUCUUAGCAAUAUUGUAUCCGUCCCCAAUUCAGAUAUUGUACUUUCUCCCGCUUUAGAAUAUGUUCACAUUUAUGAUUUUAGAAAUUCUGAGUUAAAAGGCAAGUUAUAUGAAAAAACCUAUGAAGAAAACAAGUUAAGUGAGGUUAGUACCAUUUGUCUCGGAAAAAAAUCAAAUAUUGUUGCUGUAGGCUACGCGAAUGGCGAUUUAAAAAUAUUUAAACUUGAUUCCAGGGAAUGUUUUGUGACCUUUAGCGGUCAUAAAGGCCAAGUAACCACUAUGGAAUUUGAUACCGAUGAAAUUUUACUUGUUUCUGGAUCGAAAGAUACUGAUCUCAUAGUCUGGGACGUAGUUUCCGAAACUGGUUUAUACAGAUUAAAAGGCCACAAGGAUGAAAUCACUCGAGUGUUUAUAAUAAAUUCUUUAAAAUACGUAAUUUCCUCGUCGAAAGACACCACUAUUAAGUUCUGGGAUUUGGAUCUGCAAAGUUGCGUGCAUACUAUUGCUUCCCACCGUUCCGAAGUUACUUCUUUUGUGGUUAACCCGCAAUUAUCAAAGUUAAUCACCGCAUCUACGGAUGAAGUUUUAAAAAUUUGGAAAAUUAGGAAAAUCGAGGAUUCGACCGAUGUUUUAAAGCGAGAGGCUGAAACAUCGUCGCUUUGUAAAUUAGAAAUUAUAUUUCAUGGAGAAGUUAAACGGAAAGAAAAUGGUCGUGUUAUGUCGUUAACUCUGCAUAACGACCGCGUCCUCAUCGUUCAAGGCCAGAGAAAGACUAUAGAAUUUUUUGUUUUGGCUACUGAAGUAGAGAUCAAGGAGAAAUUAAAAAAGCGAAGAAGACGGAUUAAAGAAAAAGGAUCGCUGCAAGUUAGCGUGGAAGCCGCUGUGGAGGAUGAGAUUUCCCACGUCCACACGCUAAAAACAGUUUCUCCCGUGCGCUCGCUGUCCGUAUGCCAACCUAAAAAGUUUGUUAGAAAAAAAGAGAUUGACACUGCUUAUGACAAUGCACCACCGUUGGUGUUAAUUUUAAGUUUAACUAAUAAUCUGUUGGAGCAGUACGAGGUUUCCUUAAAAGAAACCACCUCGACUUUGACGGGCAGUCUGGAAGCCAGCGGCCACCGUCAAGGUGCCCGUGCGAUCGUCGUCAGCGAGGACGGGACAGUGCUGGCCACCUGCGCCAAAAAAUGCGUCAAGCUUUGGAACAUUCAGACCCGCUCGUGUAUCCGCACAAUCCCUUCGGCACACGGCCUUUGCGCCUUUCUAGCGCCUGGCGGAAAACAUCUGGUUAUUGGUACAAAGUGCGGAAAGUUGCAACUGUUUGAUGCUUCUGCUUCCCUUUUACUCGAAGAAAAGCAGGCGCAUAAAGGCCCCCUGUGGUCCCUGGCGCUGCGGCCCGACGGAAAACGCUUCGCCUCCGGCGGCGCUGACCAUGAAGUAAAGCUUUGGGACUUUUCAUUGAUCCAGGAUGACAGCUACUCCAAAUCAGCGCUCCGCUUAGGCUGUGAACUGGAAAGCACCUUGCUAAUGUCGGAUGAUGUCCUUUGCGUCAAAUACAGUCCGGACGCCCGUUUUCUGGCAGUGGCUCUCUUGGACUGCACCAUAAAGAUUUUCUUCCAGGACACCCUGAAAUUUUUUACCUCCCUGUAUGGGCACAAGUUGCCCGUAACCAAGUUUGAUAUCUCCGCGGACUCCACGCUUCUGGUCUCCGCGUCCGCUGAUAAAAACAUAAAACUUUGGGGACUGGACUUUGGAGACUGCCACAAGUCUAUCUUUGCGCACGCGGACACAGUGACGGACGUCACUUUCGUGCACAACACGCAUUACUUUUUCACUACAAGCAAAGAUAAGUUGGUCAAGUACUGGGACGGCGACACGUUCGACCACAUUCUUACUCUAAGCGGCCACCAAUCUGAAGUCUGGUGCGUGUCGGCCAGUAAAUACGGUCACUUUGUGGUCACCUCGUCCAGUGAUAGGUCGUUCCGUCUGUGGGAAAGGACACCAGAUAUUGUGUACUUGGACAUCCAACGAGAGCUCGACAGGGAAAAACACAUGGACGCCGCUAUAGUGGAGGACCAGCUCGCACUCGAGGAGACCAAUGAAGGAGUGUAUGAGGCUGUUGGGGUUGGCAAGCCGUCGAGAACAACCAUGCACGCAUCGGAGAGGAUUAUCGAUGCCAUUGAAGUGUGCGACAAAGAGGUCGAAGCAGAGAGAGAAUUUGCGGAACUGUGCCGAGCUGCAAUGAAAAAGGGCGAAAUUCCGCCAGCUAAACGACUUCGGGACCCGCUUCUCUCUAUGCAUAAGUGUAAGACUCCCGCGGAAUAUCUGCUGCAUGUGGUCAAGUCUGUCAGGGCUAGUGAUCUGGACGAAGCGCUUCUUGUGAUGCCUUUUGCCUUUACUCUGCGAUUUUUGCAUUACAUCGAAGAGUGGGCAGAGGCAGGGAAGGAUGUCGAGCUAACGGCACGGUGCCUGUUUUAUCUCCUCAAGCUUCACCACAACCGCCUCGUGUCUAGCCAGGUCAUGGCGGGAGCGCUGGACAACCUACGCCUGAAAUUGCGGUCCCAACUUGAGCAGCUCAAAGACACCAUUGGCUGCAAUCAAGCCGGACUCGCUUUUUUAAAAAACUUACUGAUCGAAAGGGACAUUAAAUUUUUUGACAGUGCCGAACUGCAAUUUAAGGAGAAAUAUAAACGCAAGAAAAGAAAGCUGCUCCUUUAGACGCACGUGUUUAUUUUCACAUC